AUGUCAUAUAAAAAGCAAAAACCUUUAACACAUUUUUUCAAAUCUACAUCAACAUCUGAUAAUUUCAAAUCUCUUAAUUUGGCAAAUUCGUCACACAAUAAUGAGACGGAGAAACCAUCAACAAAUAAAAGAUCUGCUUCUCCAUCAUCAAAUGUUUCUAUUAGUCCUAAAAAAUCACAAUUGGAUUCUUCUGCACUGAUCUCUACGUCUCCAUUUGAUAUAUCUUUCUACAAAAAUAAAAAACUUGAUCAAAACGAUAUACUAAAUGUUUUAAAUAACCUCUGGAAACCCGACAUUCAAUUUAACUUUCCAACAAAAACUUAUAUUUGUGGAAAGGAAAAGAAGGAAAAAAAUCUUAAAUUUCAGUAUUCUUGGUUGAUGCGAUUUUCUUGGUUGGCAUACUCGGCUGUAGAAAAUGGUGCAUAUUGUAAGUUUUGUGUAGCAUUUUCCAAAAACGAAGGUGGAAAAAAUUCUCAAUUAUUAGGCAGCUUAGUAUUAAAAAAAUUUGAUGAUUGGAAACAUGCAGUUGAAAAUUUUAAUAAGCAUUCUUCCCUUGAAUAUCACAAGCAAUGUUUAUCCGAUGCGAGCAACUUUUUUAACGUCUUAAAAAACCCCGAAACGUCUAUUAUCAACAUGAUACAAACCGAAAGAAUGAAACAAGUUUUAGAAAAUCGACAAAAUAUUAAACCCAUAAUUGAAGCUAUAAUGUUGUGUGGGCAUCAAAAUAUGCCUUUAAGAGGACACCGUGACUGGGGACGUAUACAUGUUGAUGAUACACUAGGAAAUAAUCAAGGCAAUUUUCGUGAAAUUAUUCGUUAUAGAGCACAGGGAGACGAUGUAUUAAGGUCAGUUUUAGAAAGUGAAAAAACAAUAAAAUACCUAAGUAACACGAGCCAAAACGCCAUCAUAGAUUCUUGCAACUCGGUUUUACUCAUACUUGCUGACGAGACAUCUGAUAUUUCCGGAGUAGAACAAGUUUCUUUAUGCGUCAGAUAUGUUGACUUGGACAAAUUAGAACUCCAUGAAGAUUUUCUACAGUUUAUUCCAACGAAUGAUACUACGGGAAAAGCACUAGCAAAUUUAAUUUUAGAAAAUCUUAACAAUCCCACGAAAAAAACACUAAAGCGUUGUUGUGAAACUCGAUGGAUCGAAAGGUAUCACUCAGUAAAUGAUUUUUUAGAACUCUAUGGUUUUGUUAUAGAGUCUUUAGAUGAUAUUUCAACGUGGGAAGACAGUGAUACAAGUGAAAAGCAGAAAGCCUCUAAGAUUGCUGAUAAUUUUCAAGUUGAAAUAAAGAUUCCAAGAACGUCAAGUAGACAGACACAAAGAGUUAAUAUAAAUACAACAUCAGCAGAGGAAUAUUAUCGUGUAUCUGUAUUUAUACCAUAUAUUGAGUCAUUUGCUAAUGAACUAAAAGAAAGAUUUAUUGACCACGAAACUACAUUAAACUCUUUUCAUUCAUUAUUUUCAAAAGAAGAAUUAGAUGAUGAUUUUAUGACAUUAGUCAAUAAUUACCAAGAUGAUCUGGAAAAUGGAAAUCCUGCAAUUUUGUUGGCUGAAUACAAAUUGUGGCAAAGGUGUUUAAAAAAUUUGAGUGAAGAUCAAACUAAUGCACUUCAAGCUUUAUCACUUUGUAAUAGUGAUAUUUAUCCUAAUAUAUACAAACUGCUUCAAAUACUAGCCACAUUACCAGUUUCAACUUCAUCUAAUGAACGUACUUUUUCAAAUCUUAAGAGAAUCAAAACCUACUUGAGAAACACGAUUGGAGAAAAAAGAUUAAAUGGUCUAGCUAUGAUGUGUAUUCAUAAAGAUUUGAAAUUAGCAGCUGACGAAGUUUUGGACGAAUUAAUAAAAAAAAAACGAAAAAUUGAUUUUGUAUUGUAA
Aphis gossypii (cotton aphid) is the source of this 1884-nucleotide messenger RNA. RefSeq lists its product as uncharacterized. Gene Ontology annotation, molecular function: protein dimerization activity. The transcript has 5 exons. Lineage: Eukaryota; Metazoa; Arthropoda; Insecta; Hemiptera; Aphididae. Bases 1 to 1884 code for a protein of 627 amino acids. The record is from RefSeq and is a predicted model, not a curated record.